Molecule: messenger RNA, 1399 nt
Organism: Notodromas monacha
Lineage: Eukaryota; Metazoa; Arthropoda; Ostracoda; Podocopida; Cyprididae
Source: the annotation of a GenBank genome assembly
CCUAUCAAUUCGGAUAAGUGAUUGCAGAGCGAUUUAUUCCAAUUUACUUUCGCUUAUAACCGCGGGUAACGCAUUCAUGAUUGGCAAAAAAUUUUCGUUUACAGUCUUAGCAUAACGCGUGUAACUAAUUUUUCCUCCAUCGUUGAUAGAAUUCGGUCUUGGAAAAUGCAUCAUUCCGUCGCUGAGAAUGGCGGGUUUUUCCUCCUGGUUUUGUGCAUCGUCGGAGGCGUAGUUUCUUCGCAAGGGAAUAAAUUGAAAAUGCUGGAUAUCCCUGAAAUUGGCUCAGUUGCGGUGUUGUACGAAGCACAAUUGAUAACUGGAGAGGGGCCUUUCUGGAAGGAAGACGAGCAGGUCCUGCACUUCGUCGACAUUCCUGGUCGCUCGAUUUUUCGGCAUGAUCCCGCAACAGAAAUAACCACUAAAGCAACCUACGACGAAGGAGUCAGUAUUUCUUUCGUAAUCCCAGUCGCUGGACAAGAAGGAACAUUUAUGAUUGGCAUGGGCCAGUCCGUUGGCACGAUUGAAUGGGACGGCCAAGACGGAACUGCUUUGAAUUUCACCCCGCUUACUAAUGUGGAGGAGCAGGCGGGGAACAGGUUCAAUGAUGGAAAGUGUGACCGAAAUGGCCGACUAUGGACAGGGACAAUGGGUUAUUUUAACGAAAACGGACAAAUCUCCAUGAAUUCGUCAAACCUAUACAGACUUGAUUCAGACUCAUUAGAAGUUCAAGUAGAAUACGUUACCUUGUCGAAUGGAAUGGCCUGGUCUAGUGAUGACAAACUUUUCUACUACAUCGACACAUGGAGUCUCCGCGUCGACGUCUUUGAUUACGACAUCGACUCUGCAACUAUUUCAAAUCGAAGAACACUGUUUGAUCUGGUUGAGAACGGCUUUGAGGGAAGCCCAGACGGGAUGACGAUCGACGUUGACGGGAACCUGUGGGUAGCGUUGUACAAUGGGAAUGGAGUGGUGAAGGUCAACGGAGUCACUGGAGCUCCUGAGGGUUUCAUUCGUUUGCCUGUGCCAAAAGCAACAUCCUGUGCUUGGGGUGGAGCAGAUCUAGACGUGCUCUAUGUGUCCACUGCUGCAGAGGGAGCUGACCUGUCCGAAUUCCCCCUUAGUGGAUCCAUGUUUAAGGUCAACGGACUUUCCACUCGGGGCUUCCCAAGUGUACCAGUCCAAAUUGAUAUCCUUUAAGACAUCGCAGGCAGAAAAUUUCUGGCCACUAUUAGGCAUGAUUGGUCGUUCUGCUGAUGAUGCUGUAUGAUGCCGUUUCCUCAAAUUUGCGCCUUGCCCAUGCAUGCUUACAUCUUCAAUGCAAAAAAAUGUUGGAAAUUAAAUGCAAAUCAGAAAAAGUACAUUGAUUUUUCAGGAAAUGCAUAUUGUUCAGACAUUCAAA